GUCAUUGAAUGCACCGUGAAGCCGCUCACACGCUUCACCGUACGAGGCGGGCACUCGGUUUUUGAGUGAAGAUGGCGCGACUGAGCCUUUCCGAAGCGUAGCUAGCGUGACCGCAGUGUUAACACUGGAUCAUGACAUGUCUGGUAACGUUACUUACAUGUUCUGACUUUCCUCUAACUGUCACUUACUGCGCGUUAUUUUGCUGAAUGUUUGCUCGGGAGCAUGGUUACGUUGUUUUACUCUUGAUGGGUUAGCUCUAAGUUAACGUUAGCCAAAGUCUGUUCAGACAAGUUGUAAUGUCUUGAUGAUAGCAUAAACAGAACAUUGCUAACAUACUACUUGAAGUAUUGUAAGCACGUUCCUCGCUUGUUCCUCAAAAGGAAACUAAUAUAGAAAUCACAGUCUGACUGCUGUGAGUCGUCGAGUGACGUGUGGAGUGUUUACUUAGUGGACCGAGCUAACCAAGUCAGGCUAUUUGGGCGAACACGGAUUAGCUAGUGACGAAAUAACCCGGGAAGAUGUUUAAUCAUAAGGCAGGUCGAAUCUACAUUUUUACUACAAGGCCCAUGUGCAAUACAUCAAAACCUGUUCUACAAAUGAAAUCCUAAUUCUCCUACAUGUCUUCUUACGGUCAAUAGGGGAGAGUGGGGUAAGUUGAGCCACCCCCUGUUUCUUGGAAAUGGUAAAAGAAAUUGAUCAUGUGACCAAAUAUUUAGGACAUGGGCAUCAAUUCAUGGAGUCUGUGAAGGGUAGAAGCACAUGGGGGAAGGGGUUAGACAUUCAUUUACAAAAAUAAAAAUUCACUCUUGAAAGUGAAUUUAGUCUGUCACAAGUUUUAUUAGAAUUGUGUUCAGACCGAAUAAGAUCAUUUUAAAUUUGUUUUCCACAUCAAAUUGUGGGAUCUAUGAGCUACAACAUGAGGUCAAAAACUUAGCAUAAAAGUCCACCGUUUUAGCUUAGAGGACUAAUAAAGUCAUAACAGUAGUUCUGGGGUAAGUUGAGCCAGUGGCUCAACUGAGAAAGUAAAGAAGUGAUGAGAGGAUCAGAGUUUCAGUUCAGAUUGUUGAAAUGUGUUACUUUUUCUUUUCAGAAAUACAGCCGUGAAUGUUCCGAAUCACUUAAAGACAUUCUCAUGUUUAAAUGACUUUUUACAAAACAGCUUUUUAGCAGUUAUAUCCAAUAAUAAUAAAAAGAAUUAUUGUACCAUUUGAAUAGUGUAUAAUAGAUAAAGAUACACAUGAAUGUGAAAUAGUGACUGUUAUUUAGGGAGAGAGAAGGUGAGGGAGGGCUGGGGUGUAGAGUGGGGGGGUAGUAGGGAUACGGCUCAACUUACCCCACUCCUAUGAUCAACGUACCCCAUACACAGGGUAAGUUGACCAUAGAAGACCACUUUUUUCGGCAUGCUAUAUUAUCAAGACAGUUAUGUUUGCACUCAUUCUGUUGGUUUUCAGGAAUGCACGCCAUCUUAAAAUAUAUGCAGAUACACUAGUUAGAAACAAAACUAUGAUUGCCUUGAUGUAGUGAUCCGAAAUAUGAAAAAUGGCUCAUCUUACCCCACUCUUCCCUUCAUGUCUUCUUACGACCAAUAAAUGACACCAAACUGAACAUUAAAAGCACUCACAAAUUGUGUAUGAAAAUAUGAGUGACAGGUAUUUGAAUGUGUGAUUAGGACAGGAGGAAAUAACUCAUUCAACUGUUUAAUUAUGCAUCCAUCCUAUUACAAGAGAAAGUUAGUGUUCUUUAAAAUGAAAAAUAGAUGAAAAAUUAUUGGUAUCCACCAAAAUAAGAUUGGAAGUAGCAGCAAAAACCUAUAUCAAGCAUCCCAAAUAGGAAGUUUUUUGGCUAUGAGCAGUGCUGAUCCUGCAUCUGUUGUGACUGUAAAUUAAGCCAGCUAAUCUUAACUUCAUUCUUCAGAUGUUCCAGGUCUCCUUUUUUAGAGAGAGACACUGAAAAGCCUCUAAUGAUGUCCGUGGCAGUGGAAACAACAAUAACAAGGAUGCCUCUACCUAUCCCAACAUACUUCUCCCAAGCAGAGCAGUCUUUCUCCCUCAAAAAGCGCAGGCAUCCUUGCUCCUCUUCAUCUGCAUCCAACUCGCCGUACUCUUCUCCUACCCAGCUCUCACACUCUGUGCCCCCACUGCCACCAUCCAAGGGAUGUCCCCCUCUGAGACGGUUGUUCCCACAGCAUCUAUCUCCUUUUACACCUCUGUCUGGUUCCCUUAGUAAGUCUCCCCCUCCCAGUUCUGUUUAUGAUCCGAGCAAACAGCAGACCUAUUUCAGUCAGUGCUUCACCAACCUGGGCCUGCUGGGAAGAGGAUCAUUUGGUGAGGUCUACAAGGUGAAGAUUUUUUUUAAUUGUGUUAAUGUGUUAACAAAAAAGAAAUUAAAUACAUAUACUGGAUUUCACUCCCUAUGACCAAGAAUCCAAAAUAAAAUGUAUUUCCUCAACAUAACUUUUCUGUUUUUCUAGGUGCAAAACAAGAAGGAUGGUCACCAGUAUGCAGUCAAGCGCUCAGCUCAUCGCUUUAGAAGUAAAAGUGAAAGGAACCGGAGUGUUAGGGAAGCCAGGAAUCAUGAGUGUCUGUGUCCUCAUCCUCACAUCCUUGAUUUUGUGGCAGCCUGGGAGGAGCAGGGUCGACUGUACAUUCAGACGGAGCUGUGUAGUACCAGCUUGCUGCUCCAUGCAGAGAACCAGCCUGGUCCAGGUCUGUCAAAAAGAGACAAUAAAAUCUAUCUUAAUGCUGCAUACUAAGCUAUCAGGUUUAACUGAAUGUAACAAACAUUUCUUGCUUCACGAAACUCUCGGUAACUCUGCGUCUCUCUUGUUUAAAACAUUAUUAUCCAGAUGAGCCUGCAGCCUGGGCUUACCUGUGUGACCUCCUGUCAGCGCUGCAACACCUUCACUCUCAUGGAUUUGUGCAUUUGGACCUGAAGCCUGCCAACGUCCUCAUGACUGCCUCUGGUCGUCUUAAGCUGGGUGACUUUGGGCUGCUGCUUCAGCUGAAACAGAAAAGUUCUGAGUCUUUUGAGGAGAAGGGGAAAGAGGAGGCCCAGGAGGGAGAUGCCAGAUACAUGGCACCUGAGCUGCUUCGUGGGGAGUAUGGAGCUGCUGCUGAUGUAUUCAGGUGGGAAUACUUUAAUUCAGGAAUAAACAGCAUUUUCAAGUGUAAAAAAAACCUUAAAUUAGUUUCAUUCUUUUCUUAUAGUUUGGGUGUUUCUAUUUUGGAGUUGGCCUGUAAUAUUGAGGUUCCAAAUGGUGGAGAUGGCUGGCAACAACUCAGACAAGGCUGCCUUCCUUUAGAGAUUACCAGCGGUAAGAUAAGCUUUCAUUUAAGAUCUAAUCAUUUUUUUCACAUCUGUCAUUUCAGUUUGUAAUAAUCUUUUGUAGGUUAUUUAGUACUUAAGCUGCACUCUUGGCCAGGACUCCCGAUUCAAAGGGGAUCUUUUAUCUCCAUGGAUCGUUUUGACAAAGAAAAUGAAUGAAAUGUUGGUGUAUAUUCACAGGACUUUCAGUGGAGCUACAGACAGUUCUGCAGAUGAUGCUGGCUCCAGAUCCAUGUGACAGGCCAACAGUCUCUGAGCUCCUCGCUCUCCCAUCUGUCUGGAAACGCAGGUGGAAAAGACGCAUUUAUCUCAUGGUGGCUGAGACUGUGUUGACACUAGUUUCUUUCUGCCAGGUAAUGUCUUAUACAUCCUUUUGAAAGUAAACUUUGGUAUAUGUUUAAGUAACUGAAAAUGUUGAAGCAAAGAGUAUUGACUGCUGCUUUCUGUCACAGGAGUCAUAUUAGUAUUUUUUAUAUUUUUCUGGUCUGUAGUCGGUGUUGUGCUGUGGCUGCAGACUUCUGUCUUCCCUUCCUACUCUUCCCUUUCUUCCCAAUUGGAACAAGCCGGUACCCUGCACUCCUCCUAAGGACAGCUGGGACAGGGAUCUAACUCUGCCCUUGAGUGCCAUGCACGCUGAUUCAGGGAGUCCAGAGGAUGAUGCAGCAUUUGUGUUUGACGCCACAGACCCUGAGCUUUCCCCAACCCUCUCCCACAGGUACAAACACAUUUAAUUGAUAAGCUUGUCACCUACUGCUUUUAUUCUCAGAAAGUUUCCAUUGAUAUAAAUAUACAGCAACAGCAAACUAAAAAAUUAAUUUCUGUUUUCGUACGAAUGAUCCGAUUUUUUUAUUGUCAUCCUUGAACAGACUGAGAUCCAGACUGUCUGUGGAAAGCACAUCCACUCCUCUCCCAGCUUCACCCACCAGUCGUCUGAGUCUGGCCCACACACCCACUCAUUCAAAUGGGAGCGAUUGGUUCUCCUGUAACUUGGCACACACACCCUCCAGCAUUCACUCUAAUGGUUCCUGCCGCACUCUCACACCCAACGGGAGCCCAAUGCCUACAGGAAUUCACACACACAGCAUGAUUGAGAACUCCACUCACAGCCAGCACACUUCAUCCAUCAGGUCCUCGCAGAGGCGACGCAUCUGGGUCAGGUCUGAUGAGUCUUUACCUCGACCCAACAUUGAACCAAAGAACCUGCUUAGCUUGUUUGAGGAAUCAACGCUGGACGGAGAGCCUUGAGUUUACAUACAGGAGCCAGAGUUUUUCUCUUGAAAUGUUUAGUGACACUGACCUGAUGUCUGAAUUUACCUAGUGUUCUGCUUCGUUUGUACAAACUGCUUCUGCCAUUUUUCAACAAUUCUACAAAGGCUUCUUCUGACAUGUAUUUUGAGAGAAAACAGUAAAGAAAACUGGUUUUGUUGUGUAUUCAAACCUUAAAGCACUUUUUAUGUUUGUGUAGGUGCAAUCUGUUGCUGAAAUGACAAGUCAUGAUAUGUUGUUAAAUAAGUUAAAAUUUCCUUGGUAUACUUCCUGACCUCAUGAGUCCCAAAAUAAAAUAAACUGGGAAGGGAAUCAUA
This is a messenger RNA of Xyrichtys novacula (pearly razorfish), 4907 nucleotides long. Lineage: Eukaryota; Metazoa; Chordata; Actinopteri; Labriformes; Labridae. The record is from the annotation of a GenBank genome assembly.